Messenger RNA from Penicillium subrubescens, 1146 nucleotides. RefSeq lists its product as uncharacterized. The record is from RefSeq and is a predicted model, not a curated record. The transcript has a single exon. The coding region runs from base 1 to 1146 and encodes 381 amino acids. NCBI's taxonomy places the organism in Eukaryota, Fungi, Ascomycota, Eurotiomycetes, Eurotiales, Aspergillaceae.
AUGGCCGGUGCACUGACAGGGUCAGCCCUGCCCGGUUUGGACAUGAACAUGGACAUCCUCACCCUCAAAUGUCCCUCUCAGACGACCGUCACCGAACUCACCGAUCUCCAUGAUAUAUCUCGCUCCCCAUCAACAGUCUCCAUAGACUCCCAGACAACGGAGACAUGUGUCUCUCCGACCGACUCGGCCAUCUCGUCCGAACCUUCCUCUCCCACCAUGGAGACGCCCAGGAGGAAAAGGAUAGAGCAUUCUAGCUCCAGAAGCCCGGAUUCACCCACUCGCUUGUCUGGUCCACGGGCAACAUCAUCAAGACCUUCCUCGGCAGCUAAUUCGAUUCAUCACUCGCGCUCCAACUCACGCAGUACUGCUCGAUCUCGUCCUCCCAGUAGACACAGUUCCUUCCAUUCGCCUCGACGGUCCGCCAACCCAAGUAUCAGUACCGUGCCAGUCCCCUCGUCUCGACCAAACCCGCUCGACAAACGAGAGUCUCUGUUAGCACUGCAUAGGGAAUCAUGCCGUCUCUUCCAAGACCAGGACCAUCAACAACCACCGUCAUUAUCCAAAUACUCCACCGACCAGCCUCGUCCAACUCUAUACCGCGCUCCCUCUACAUCCUAUAAAUCCAGACGCGACGGCCGCACUUCCUCUGAGAACGACUUCUCAGCACCGUCAUCACCCAUCAGUUCUUCACACUCAACAAGACGUUUCGACCCCGAACAUCGCGGCUCUGUGAGCUCCACGACUACACCACACUUUCUCCAACAUAGAGACCGCUCAAACACCAUGCCUAGCAAUUAUUCUUCAGCGCAUCACAACUCCCAUGGCCAUGGCUACAGUCCGUCCGCUUCGUCAAUUCACGUCCCGGCGACCGUGAUGGAGUGGACAUCCCCUUCUACCCGGCGGGCCGAGUACGAGAAAAUCGACCGUGCCAGCCGUGGCGUCCGCGGUCUAUGGCGCCGCGUUGCUCCGCGCUGGUGCCAGAGCCGCGACUCACGAACCCCCUUCUUCGAAGAAGGCAAGACCAGUCGUGAGGGUAGCGUGCGUCGAUUCCGUAUGGAUUUGCCGGAUGAGGAAGAAAACGACAACAAAUCAAAGACUCGGCCUUGGGAUAAGCGUCGUGCUUGUCGUCGGUCGAAGACUUCUUGA